This is a messenger RNA of Xylaria bambusicola, 2235 nucleotides long. RefSeq names its product major facilitator superfamily transporter. The transcript has 8 exons. Gene Ontology annotation, molecular function: transmembrane transporter activity. The record is from RefSeq and is a predicted model, not a curated record. The coding region runs from base 281 to 2020 and encodes 579 amino acids. NCBI's taxonomy places the organism in Eukaryota, Fungi, Ascomycota, Sordariomycetes, Xylariales, Xylariaceae. Gene Ontology annotation, biological process: transmembrane transport.
AUUUGAACGAGUUGUUAUGUGCGGGGAUGGUGACGGCUCUGACGACUCGAAGAGAGUAGAGAAUUCGUGUUUUUUUUCUUUUGGAGAUUCCACCCUCUUUCCAACGCUUGGAGAACGCACCCCUUCUGAUCUACUGAAGGCUUGAUAUUAGCAACCCAUAGAAUCUAUUAUUCCACUUCUUGAAGCUGAGAGCACUCGGCUUGUCCUACACCAGCGCUAUUCAUUCUCUUGUGUCUUUUAUCCUGUCAGUAACGGGGGCGAAGCUGCUCCAUACAGCAACAUGUCAGAUUCAGAGUCGCUUGAUCUACCUCAGUCGCUCGAGGAGGUCUCUACUCGGUUAUCACGACGUUCCUCAAAUGGAGUUUCGAUGCAAAGAGAAGGGACCCGCGGCCAGGCAUCAAAUAUCAUCCGUAUAAUAAGUAACCAAGAUGCAGAAUAUCGCUAUAGGAUCGAGGAAGCAGAUAAUAGAAUCCAGCCGAAUAAAGGAUGGUCUUGCCAUUCCAUACAUGACACAACCGAAAAGAAAAUCAUCUCGUGGGAACCAGAUGACAAGGAGAACCCAUAUAACUGGUCAAAUAAGCGCAAGCUCUCUAUUUUCAUAAUGACUAUGGCGGGUGUCAUCAACAGUACCAUGGGGAGUAGCUUGCCGAGUAUGGCAAUCCCGUACAUGACUCAGGAAUGGGGCAUCACCUCAGACACACAGAAAGUCCUGCCCAUCUCAACAUUUCUGAUAGGCUACGUUUUUGGGCCGUUACUAUGGGGGCCGCUAAGUGAGCAUUUCGGGCGCCGAUAUCUUACCAUCAUAACUCUGUCUCUAUUCACAAUAUGGACUCUAGGCUGCGCCCUCGCCCCUAAUUGGCCGGCUUUUCUUGUCUUUCGGUUUCUCUGCGGAGCCUUUGGUAGUGCUCCUAUCGCUAUCGUCACUGGGCAACUUGCAGACAUCUACAAGGAUUUUGUCACUAGGGGAAAUGCUUUGGCAUUCUUCAUGGCGACGACUAUUUGGGGGCCUCUCAUAGCACCAAUCAUAGCGGGAUUCUGCUCCACGACUAUCGGUUGGCGCUGGUCCUUUUGGAUUGCUCUAAUAUACGCCGUCGUGACUCUCGUUCCGGUGAUCUUUCUACUGCCUGAAACAUACGCACCCGUUCUUCUGAGUCGGCGAGCUCAGAAGAUUCGCAAAGCGGACCCCACAGCGCAAGUAUACGCUGCUUUUGAAUUAGAGGAUAAAGACAUCAAACAAGUCGUGACCAGGGUUCUAACAAGACCAGUUCGUAUGAUCCUGACAGAAACCAUCGUGUCUUCUACCUGUCUCUACCUGGCUCUUGUAUACGCUAUAUUCUACAUUUCUUUCGGGGCCUUUCCCAUUAUAUUCCAGCAACUGUACGGACUAUCACCCGGCGUGACUGGCUUGCUGUUCCUGCCCAUCAUUGGAGGCGUCAUCUUAGCCCUCGGGACUUUCUUCGCUUGGGGCAGUUUCCUCCGCAAAUCUAAACAGCGCAAUCGCCCUUGGACAAAGAAAGAGGAAUCCAACCGUGUCCCCUUAGCAGCUAUCGGAGGACCAUUGUUCGCAAUUUCGCUGUUUUGGCUGGGUUUCUCGGCGAGGGAGGAUGUUCAUUAUGCUGUCCCGUCUUUAGCGGGCGUGGGAUUCGGCGUGGGCUAUCAGCUGAUAUUCAUGGGCAUGCUCAACUACCUCACCGACGCCUACGAGAUAUUUGCCGCGAGCGCGAGCGCUGCAUCCAGUUCCUCCCGAUCUUAUCUAGCGGUCCUACUUCCUCUCGCCACCACACCCAUGUUCGACCAACUUGGUAUAAGCGGAUCCCUAAGUUUGCUAGGAGGCCUUAGUCUACUUCUGAGCGGUGUCCCGUUCGUUUUCCUGUGGAAGGGUGAGAGAAUUCGCGCGGGAUCCGCAUUCUGUAUCGCAUUGAAGGAGGAGAAGCUCGAGAUGGAAAGGAGAGCUAAGUUAGAUUGGCAGAGACGGAACGUCGCGGACAGGAUUUCUCAAGAGAAAGAGGAGAGCCCCUAGGAAAACGACGAGCCUACGAACCCCGGAUGACCCUAUGAACCGUCCACUAAACAAGGUCUAGCUAUGCAUGAGAAUUGUGGGCUAUACCGAACCUAAAUCGAGCCUUGGAACACUAAAAUCAAAGUACAUAUAGCAAAUUAUGUCUAUAGUGAAUAAAUAUAACGAAUGGCCGAGUUGGUACGGCCUAGCGAAGCAUCAAUAUACUUUCAUCAGCG